UUUGGCGUCGAACCGACCUGACCCCCGACCCAACAACUGUCUUCUUGAAACUCUGCUGGCCGAGUCGCAGCAUUUACAGAGUUUUUUUGCAUCCUAGGAUAAAUUUGCAUUUUCUAAUUCAUUUUAUAUGGAUCAUUUCAUAUCGAAAAUCAAAUCGUUAUUUAUUUUAGACCAUCUGCUUUUGUGACGGGCGUUGGGAGUCCAAACCGUAGGAUUUUCUCUGUGUUGAUUAUAAGUUCUUAAAAUUUUAACAUUUUGCCAAAGCUUUGAAUUUUAGUCUCUCAUUCAAGCCAAAUAUUACGCAGAUUAUAUCCACAGAGUAAAAUAUCAUGAUAUAAAGGUCAAAACAGUUAAUUUUGCAUAACACUAACCUUUAACACCAACAAUAUGUCUUUUCUGGGUUUGCCUAAUCUUUUGUUUCAUCUUAUAUAAUCCAAUUAAUCACCAAAGGCUCAAAUCAAACUAAUUUGAUUUCAUAGACUGAUUGGUCUCUCUAUGGGGAAAUGCCCAGAUUUUGACUCUUAUUUCAGAUUAGUGUGUGUAUUUAAUCUCUGCAGACAAUUUGCUCUGACUUGUUUUGGUGCGCAUCUAUUAGAUUUAAUACGGUUUUCCUACACAUGUGUGAGGCGACUUUCUUAAACCUACAGGUGAUUCUGUCUUCAUGUUGAUUAAGGUGAAUUUGUAGGAAUAACCUUUUCUCAAAAUCAAAUUUAUUUUCCCAGAAAUACUGUACCAUAUUUGAAUAAAUGGGCAAUAAGGAACAAUGGCUCAGUGACUUUUUUCGUUUUGAAUACACACGCUGUCACUGUUUUGUAUAAACAUUUCAUUUUUAAUCUUGAUGGAUGCAGAAGAUUAGUCAGAUUUGCAUUAUUGCUUCCCGUUGUUGAUCGAAUCUUCCCCUCGUCUUCUGGUCAAACACUCAUCAGAGAUUUGCCUAAUGAGAAAUGAACCAUAUAGGAAAAAAUAUUUAGAUUGCAUGUUUAUUUUUUUUUAAAUGCAAAUACCUCCAAGUAAUUCUUCCAACCAAUUUUCCCCCUAAAAAACAUGAUAGUGCCGUGUGUCAAACCACUUAAUCUUGGAUCUGGUCUCAGUUUGCAGCAGUCGUACUGAGAUCAGAAGCAAACAGGAUGACGAUGGAUUUUUCAUCAUCAUCUUUCAACGACUCCUAUUUGAAUCCCAACGUUUCCUCCAAACACCUUCGCAUCUUCAUGAACUGCUUCCUGUCCGAACCGAGCUCCUUUGUUUUUACCGCCUACUCGGUCAUCAACGUCCUGCUGUUUCUCCCUCUGUGCAUCUUUGUUUUCCAAACUGCUCUCCUCCAGUGGCGCUCCGCGUCGCCAGCGGCCGCAACGCGUCACUCCGACGGCUUCAUCUACAACCUGGUCGUCAUGGAGCUGAUUUCUGUGGUUGGAGGUUUCUUCUGCUGCUACGGCCUCCACAGCCGUCAGCUAUCCGUUCUCAACAUUGGGUGCCUUGUUUUUUCUUUCUCCUGGUACGGGCAAGCCAUUUCUCACAUCCUGGUAUCCGUGGAGGGUUACCUGGCAACCGUUCACCCCGUCACCUACAUGAGUUUGAGAAAAAGAAGAGGGGCCAGGUUUCGAAACGCUGAAAUCGUCUGCAGCUGGCUGCUUUCCUUUGCGGGGAUGAGUUUGGUGAUGUUUGACAGCUUCUUCAUCGUCAUGGAUUCUGCCCUCCUGAUGCUUUCCUUCGCCGUCAUCUUCUUCUGCAGCCUUUCCGUUCUCCUCGUUCUGAUUCGUCCGGGUCCGGGGCAGCAGGGCGGUGUCAGGAAACGGUUCGACCAGCUGAAGAGGCGGGCGCUGCGUUCUGUCGUCGUCAUACUGGAGGUGCUGUCGCUGAGGUUCAUCUGGAACCUGGUCUGGGUCGUCAUGUUCAUAUCAGGCUCUGCUGAAUGUUUGGUGCUGAUGGGCUGCACCUUCUCCAGUCUGCCCAGCAAUCUGGUUUUACCUCUGCUUUUUCUUCGCAGGGAAGGAAAGUUGGUGUGUUGUAGCAACGAUGCAGAAUAAACGCUCAACACAUAUUUUAAUCUAAUGUGUAACAUAUAAAGUAGGCAGUUUACCGUGGUUUCAAAAGCAGAAAAGCAUCUUUUAAAAGACACAAAACAACCAACUGUCUUUAAAUCAUGUACAAAUAUAUAAAGAAAAUAAAUAACACAUGUAUAAAUCUACAUAUGCACAUUUGUUUAUACAAAUUAAAUACAAUUAUUAUGUUUCCAAUAACUUUAACAUCCAACACUUAAAUAAUUAUGUUAAAUCAACCAUAAU
Messenger RNA from Poecilia latipinna (sailfin molly), 2282 nucleotides. RefSeq lists its product as uncharacterized. The record is from RefSeq and is a predicted model, not a curated record. The coding region runs from base 1128 to 2024 and encodes 298 amino acids. NCBI's taxonomy places the organism in Eukaryota, Metazoa, Chordata, Actinopteri, Cyprinodontiformes, Poeciliidae. The transcript has 2 exons.